UGGGAAUUGGACCCACUCCAGCUUCGGCUCUGGGAGGCCCUCUGAGCGGCUUGCCCUCCUGGGGCCAUGAAGAAGGCCGUCCUAAAAAGCAAAAAAGACAAACAAAUCGGCUUCAACGUCAAGUCAUCUGUGCAUAACUUGAGCAAAACUCAGCAGACCAAACUCACUGUGGGGAACCUGGGCCUAGGCCUGAUCGUUAUCCAGAAUGGGCCCUACCUCCAGAUCACCCACCUCAUCAGGAAGGGGGCUGCGGCCAGGGAUGGAAAACUCAAGCCAGGUGAUGUUCUGAUUAGCGUUGGCCAUGCCAACGUGUUAGGAUAUACUCUUCGAGAAUUUUUAAAACUUUUGCAACAAAUCACCAUAGGAACAGUGCUACAAAUCAAGAUUUACCGAGAUUUUAUUGCGAUACCCCAAGAAUGGCAAGAAAUCUCUGAUUUAAUCCCUGAGACCAAAUUCCCAGUAACACGCCCAACAAAGAAAACUGAGCAGGCAAAAGACGACCCUUUGGCAAGCAGUGAUGACAACGAAGAUGUAGUUUCAGAUAAGAAACUUAAGUAUUAUAAAUAUCCAGGGUCCACUGGGCCUCAGUCUGCAACGAGACCGAUGUCUAUCUCUAGAGAGUGGCAUGGAUAUAAAAAGAAGAACCGUACUAUCAGUGUAGGGAAAGACAUUAACUGUGACGUGAUGAUUCACAGAGACUACAAGAAGGAAGUGAGAGCCCCUUCUCCAUACUGGACAAUGGCGAAGCACGACAAUGAGAGCUCGUCCUCCUCCACAGCCUCCUCCAGCUCGGAUGCAUUCUGGCUGGAAGACUAUGCCCAGGCUGAAAAGUGCAAGGGUCAACCUGUCUCAAAAGUGGCUUAGGCAGCAGUUUGCAAACUGGUGAUCACAUAAGCAUCUAUCUUGAAAACACCCAACUUUUGUGCAUUGCUCUGUACAGGUUUGCUAUACUUACAGGAACAUGUGCAGACUUAACAAUUCUUUCCCAAGUGCGUGGUAAUGCCUUCAGAGACCUUCUUCCACAUGCUAUCCGAAUACUUCCCUGGGGCCGGACAGGCCUCACCACCUUAUUCUCAAAACAGCAACAUCAGUCACAUCAUUAACACACUCCCUUCUGAGAAGAAUGUCUCAUCUCUUACAACAUGCAGCGGAGGAACCCAGGAUCAGAAUGGAGGAAACCCAGGAUCAGAAUGAACGUAGAGAGAGAAUUUCACCUUUUAAGUAUCACAUUUUUAUUUACUUAGUUUCUCUUGUUUUGCAAAUUUCAGAUGCCCUACUUAAAAUAAAUAAGAGAUAUAUUUUUCUGGCUGGUUGUUCAUGUGUAACAAUUUCCCCCCCCUUUUCAGCCCUAAGAAACAGAACAGAAACAGACGAGGGUGAGGGAGAUGAGGAAAAAGACAAAACUGUCACACAGUGAAGAUAAAUCUGACAUAAAGUGAGGCAGUGGGAAUACAGGGUAUGACUAAUAGGGAAUUUAUAUUUUUCAGAAAUAACUCUAUUGCAAGAAAGACAGAAAAGGGUGUAAAACC
Molecule: messenger RNA, 1529 nt
Organism: Zalophus californianus (California sea lion)
Lineage: Eukaryota; Metazoa; Chordata; Mammalia; Carnivora; Otariidae
Gene: PDZD9
Product: PDZ domain containing 9
Exons: 4
Coding region: 67-864 (265 amino acids)
Molecular function (GO): protein binding
Source: RefSeq, a predicted model, not a curated record